This is a messenger RNA of Pelagomonas calceolata, 1662 nucleotides long. NCBI's taxonomy places the organism in Eukaryota, Pelagophyceae, Pelagomonadales, Pelagomonadaceae. The record is from the annotation of a GenBank genome assembly.
AUGGCGCCCCCCUCCCAGUUUCGGGCUAGAAUCACCGUAGCGGUGCUAAUGCUCGCCGCGCGUGCAUCUUGCAUGUCCAUGGGUGCGGGCAACGACCCCAAAAGAGUGUGGACGGUCAAGCCUGCCGCGAAACCGGCCGUCGGCGCCAAGCCCGUGCCCGCGGUUCCCGCUCGAACGGACCAGGCGGCGCAGAAGGCGCUCGCCGAGCUGCAGAAAUCGCGCGCGCCCCCGCCGCCGCCGGCACCGCGGGGCCCGGUGCUCACGCCCGAGACGGCCCGCCCGGCCACACCCGCAGCGGCCGCGGCCGCCGCUGCCGCGCGGCGCGAGGCCGAGGCCGCGGCGCCGGCGGCCAAGCCGACCACGCCGCGCACCGUCGACUCCCUCUACGCGCCGGCGCCCGCGCCGAAGGCGCCCGCGCCGGCGGCGGACGUGGCCGCGGCCGAGAAGAAGCGCCUCGAGGACGUCGAGGCGGCCAAGGCAGCCGAGGCGAAGCGCGUGGCCGACGCCGAGGCCGCCCGGCUCGCGGAGGCUGCGAAGGCGGCCGAAACGAAGGCAGCCGAGCCGGUGGCCCCGGCCGCGCCCGCGCGGCGCCGCGUGUCGCCGGACGAGAUCAUCGCGCGCGCGUACGAGCGCGCGGGCCAGGCGCCGCCGCCGCCCCGCGCCGAGCCGGCGGCGCCCGCGCCCGCGCCCGCGCCCGCGCCCGCGCCGCUGCCCGCGGACAUGGCGCCACCACCAAGAGACGCAUCAUUAUCAGACCUCGCGGCGGGCACGACGACCGUGCCGCUGCCCGACGACAUGGCGCCGCCGCCGCGCGACGCGUCACUCGCCGACCUCGCGGCCGGGGCCAUGGGCAAGGUCGCCGCGGCCUUCACGCCGCCCGCGCCCGCGCCGCCGGCCGCCGUGACACCACCGGCACCAGACACGACGAUGACGACGACGACGGCGCCGCGCGCGCCCGGCGUCGGCCGCAUGCUCGUGCCCGAGGCCGGCGCGGGCCCGCCGCCGCCGCCCGAGCCCAAGACCCUGGUGCCCCAGGUCGACGGCCGCGCGGCGGCGCCGCCGCUCGUGCCGCCGCCCAUCGACACUAUGGCGUCGGACGACCCGCGGGGCACGACGGCCUGGGCGGCCGUCGUCGGCGGCGGGUCCGUCUUCGACCCGCCGUCGUUCCGGGACCUCUCGCCCGAGGACUUCCAGAAGCAGUGGGCCCAGAACAUCAUCGCGGACAACGCGCGGCGGCGGCGGCGCGGCGAGCUCGCGGAGCGGAUCAUGGGCGCGGAGGCCGCGCCUGCGGCGGCGCCGCCGCCGGAGCGCGCGGCGCCGGCGCCGUCGGCGGCCGCGCGGGCGCUCAUGGAGGCCUUCGACGGCCGGCUCGGGCGCGUGACCGUGGCGAUGAAGGCCGAGGCGGCGCAGAUGUCCGCGUCCGGCCGCUUCGCCGUCGCCGAGCACGCGCCGCAGCGCGACGGCCGCGAGCUGCUCAAGCUGCGCGACGGCGCCGCGGAGCUCGUGAUUGAUGCGAACCGCGUGGUGGACAUCGCCUACGAGGACCGCGGCGUCCUCGGGCUGACCGUCGUCGUCUCCGGGCGGGGCGGCGCGUUCAUGCUCGCGACGCUCGACGGCGACGACGGCGGCGCGCGGGAGCGGUUCUUUGGUUUGGCGGAAUGA